CCGGGCUCCGUCCGGAAGUGAGGCAACAGGGGAAUGUCCGGUGACGUCAACACGUCUGGACGCCAUUAGAUCUGCAGCUGUUUGGAGAGCAACAACAACAAGACGAAAGACCCUCGUACGGAACGCGCUCUGGACCGCGGGAGCCCGACGCCUCUUUCCCCUCCCCCGGGCUUCACCGGCUUCUAACCACGGCCGCUCUCGGUGAGGAAACUCUGGCCUCCGCUUCCUCUUCCUCCGACUCGGACACCGGCGGAGCGUCGCCGCCCCCGCGGAAGAAGCGCCGAGCCUCGUCGGCGGAGGGAGUAGGAGAGCCCGGUGCUUCAGCAGGCCUUACGUCAGCAACCCACCUCAGCCGAACCGGCACCAACAUGCAGUCGAACGGGACGGGACAGGAACAGAACCACCCGGCCAGCGCGCAGAAUGGAGAUGCCAACGGCCUCCAGAGCAACGCAGGCUCGGCUUCGGGGGCCUCCGGGACAGGUUCGGGUUCCCUGAAGAAGAAGAAGCGUCUGUCUCAGGCGGAGGAGGACAUGAUCCGCCUCAUCGGACAGCAUCUGAACGGGUUAGGGCUGAAUCAGACGGUGGAUUUGUUAAUGCAGGAAUCUGGCUGUAGACUGGAGCAUCCAUCAGCCACAAAGUUCCGGAACCACAUCAUGGAAGGCGAAUGGGACAAGGCAGAAAAUGACCUCAAUGAACUGAAAGCAUUGAUGCAUUCACCCAGCGCUAUUGUGCGGAUGAAGUUUCUGUUAUUACAGCAGAAGUAUCUGGAGUAUUUGGAGGACGGAAAAGUUCUGGAAGCUCUUCAGGUGUUGAGAGGAGAGUUGACUCCGCUCAAAUACAACACCGAUCGAAUCCACGUGCUCAGCGGGUAUCUGAUGUGCAGUCACCCUGAGGAUCUGAAGGCAAAGGCUGAAUGGGAGGGAAAAGGCGCUGGAUCACGAUGUAGAUUAUUGGACAAACUCCAGACGUACCUGCCCCCGUCUGUAAUGUUGCCCCCUCGGCGGCUGCAGACGCUGCUCAGACAGGCCGUGGAGAUGCAGAGAGAUCACUGCCUUUAUCACAACACCAAACUGGACUCCAGUCUGGACUCCGUGUCCUUACUGCUGGAUCACGUCUGCAGCAGGAAACAGUUUCCCUGUUACACGCAGCAGAUCCUCACAGAGCACUGCAAUGAAGUCUGGUUCUGCAAGUUCUCCAACGACGGCGCUAAACUCGCCACCGGCUCGAAAGACACGACUGUGAUUAUCUGGCAGGUGGAGCCGGAUUCGCAUCAGUUGAAGCUCAUACGGACUCUGGAGGGUCAUGCGUACGGUGUGUCGUAUCUCGCCUGGAGUCCUGAUGAUGUUUACCUGAUCGCCUGCGGCCCAGACGAUUGCUCUGAGCUCUGGCUGUGGAAUGUUCAGACAGGAGAACUGCGGACAAAGAUGAGUCAGUCUCAUGAGGACAGCCUGACCAGCGUGGCCUGGAACCCUGACGGCAAGCGCUUCGUUACAGGAGGACAGAGAGGGCAGUUUUACCAGUGUGAUCUUGACGGAAACCUGUUGGAGUCGUGGGAAGGUGUGCGUGUGCAGUGCCUCUGGUGUAUGGCCGACGGCCGCACUGUUCUCGCCUCUGAUACUCACCAGAGGAUCCGUGGAUACAGUUUCGAGGACCUAACAGACAGAAACAUAGUUCAGGAGGAUCAUCCUAUAAUGUCUUUCACUGUUUCCAAGAAUGGAAGAUUAGCUUUGUUAAAUGUAGCAACUCAGGGUGUUCAUCUCUGGGACCUACAGGACCGUGUGUUGGUCAGGAAGUAUCAGGGUGUGAGACAGGGCUUCUACACCAUUCACUCCUGCUUCGGUGGACACAAUGAGGAUUUCAUCGCUAGCGGCAGUGAAGAUCAUAAAGUAUAUAUUUGGCACAAGCGCAGCGAGCUGCCGAUCAUGGAGUUGACGGGACACACACGCACAGUGAACUGUGUCAGCUGGAACCCCUGUAUUCCCAAUCUUAUGGCCAGCGCUUCUGACGACGGCACGGUCCGUAUCUGGGGACCUGCACCCUUCCUGGACGCACAAGAGCAGGACGGCCUCAAUGAGAGUUGCAGCAGUAUGGACAGUUGAUGGCAGCCCUGGAACAGAUGCCUUGUCGCAACAGAGAAAAACACAAUUACAGCAUUGUCCUCCUCCACAACGACACACGAGUCUAAAUGCAAAAGAGAUUGAGAACCUUGUUUUCAGGUGUGCGGAGGCAGCAGA
Molecule: messenger RNA, 2234 nt
Organism: Carassius carassius (crucian carp)
Lineage: Eukaryota; Metazoa; Chordata; Actinopteri; Cypriniformes; Cyprinidae
Product: WD repeat-containing protein 26
Exons: 14
Coding region: 369-2099 (576 amino acids)
Biological process (GO): proteasome-mediated ubiquitin-dependent protein catabolic process
Cellular component (GO): GID complex
Molecular function (GO): protein binding
Source: RefSeq, a predicted model, not a curated record